Molecule: messenger RNA, 654 nt
Organism: Onthophagus taurus
Lineage: Eukaryota; Metazoa; Arthropoda; Insecta; Coleoptera; Scarabaeidae
Product: CMP-sialic acid synthase
Molecular function (GO): N-acylneuraminate cytidylyltransferase activity
Source: RefSeq, a predicted model, not a curated record
AUGUUAAGAACGUUCUUAUGUUUGUUGGUGUUGGUUGAAAACAUUUUGUGCUGUACCAUAAAAACUUGGAAUCCCUUCCAUCCAAGAAAUACACAUUUUGCGGCAUUAAUUUUAGCAAGAGGCGGAUCAAAAAGUAUCCCAUUAAAAAAUUUAUCUCUAAUCGGAAAUUUAACCUUACUAGAAAAAUCAUUGGGUGUAAUCGAAUCCGCUAAAGUAUUCGAUUCGAUUUGGGUAUCGACUGAUAACGAAGAAAUCGCAUUAAAAGCAUCAAGAGUUAACGUUCAUUACAACGUAAAUAAUAAUGUUUCGGGGGAUUUCUCGUCGUCGAUUGACGCAGUAAAAUAUUUCCUAACGUUUCAUAAAGAAAUCGACAUCCUCGCCUUAGUUCAAUGCACUUCGCCUUUUUUGAAUCGUAAUCAUUUAAAAAGGGGCGUCUCGAUUUUAAGAUCGGGCGAAGAAUGUAGUUUUGCAGUCACAAAGAAUACCAAAUUGCAUUGGGGGAGAACUUCGAAUGGGAUAUUUCCGGUUAAUUUUGACCCAAAAUCGCGUCCGAGACGUCAAGACAUUAAGAAUCAAUUUACGGAGAAUGGAAUGUUUUAUAUUUCGACGAGAAAAUUUCGUGAUUUUAAUUUAAGUCAUUUCAACGUUCUUUAA